Messenger RNA from Sorex araneus (European shrew), 1299 nucleotides. RefSeq names its product antizyme inhibitor 2-like. Bases 1 to 1299 code for a protein of 432 amino acids. NCBI's taxonomy places the organism in Eukaryota, Metazoa, Chordata, Mammalia, Eulipotyphla, Soricidae. Gene Ontology annotation, molecular function: ornithine decarboxylase activity. The record is from RefSeq and is a predicted model, not a curated record. The transcript has 9 exons. Gene Ontology annotation, cellular component: cytoplasm.
AUGUGCCCGGCAGCACAGGCGAAGAGCACCCCACCGGGGAGACUGGACGAGAGCCAAGGGGCCCCUGGAAACGUGUGGUACCAGGAGCUCAUCAUGCUGAGGCCAGGGCAGUCGGGCCAGCAGGUGGCCCUGAGAAGGACCCAGGAGCUCUCCAAAUCGAAUUGCUGUGACCCCUUCAUGGUGGCUGACUUGGACAAGCUGGUGAGCCGCCACUGGGCCUUCUGCCGGGCCCUGCCUCGGGUCACACCCUUCUACGCGGUCAAGUGCAAUAACAGCCCCUGGGUGCUGCGCAUCCUGGCAGCCCUGGGCACCGGCUUCGACUGUGCCAGCCAGAUGGAGCUGGAGCAGGUGCUGGGCCUGGGUGUGUCCCCGUCACGCAUCAUCUACGCCAACCCCUGCAAGGCCAUCUCCUCCAUCCAGUACGCUGCCCGCCACGGGGUGCAGCUGAUGACCUUUGACAGCGAGGAGGAGCUGGCCAAGGUGGCCCAGUACCACCCCGAGGCCAGGCUGGUCCUCCGGCUAUGGACCCACGACACCAACAGCACCUUCCAGCUGAGUUCCAAGUUUGGGGCUCGACGGCAGAAGUGGGAGCACCUGUUCCAGUCUGCCAGAGACCUGGGGCUGGCUGUGGUGGGGGUCAGCUUCCACGUGGGCUCCGACUGUCAGAGCGCCCACACCUUCACCCAGGCCCUGGAAGACUGUCGGCACGUGAUUGAAAUGGGCCGCAGGAUGGGGUGUGACAUGAGCCUCCUGGACAUCGGAGGGGGUUUCCCUGGAAAGGAGGGCUCAGAGCCCAAGUUUGAGGAGAUGGCGAGUGUCAUCAAUGACUGCCUGAGCCGAGACUUCCCUGAGCGGGACGGUGUGGCCAUUAUCUCCGAGCCCGGCCGCUUCUACGCUGAGUCUGUGUUCAUAGCUGCUGUCAACAUCAUUGCCAAGAAGGUUGAGUCGGAACCAGGUGGCCACCGCAAGUUCAUGUACUACCUUAGUGAGGGCCACUACGGCAGCUUCCGUAUCCUGCUGAGAGAACGCGACCCCAGGAGACCCAUCGUGGCGAAGGAACUGAGCUCUGACGCUCCCCUCUUCCCCUGCACCCUCUUUGGCCCCACGUGCGACUCCAUGGACCUGCUCUCCAGGGAGGAGGUGCAGCUGCCUGAACUGGACGUGGGCGACUGGCUGCUCUUCCCCUCCAUGGGUGCCUACACGUGUGUCAUGAGCUCCACCUUCAACGGCUUCCUGCCAGCCUCCAUCUGCUAUGCCAUGGGGCCUGCUGUCAGGAGCCUGCUGGAGACAACCCCUUAA